Molecule: messenger RNA, 3086 nt
Organism: Thunnus maccoyii (southern bluefin tuna)
Lineage: Eukaryota; Metazoa; Chordata; Actinopteri; Scombriformes; Scombridae
Gene: zc3h3
Product: zinc finger CCCH-type containing 3
Exons: 12
Coding region: 32-2854 (940 amino acids)
Cellular component (GO): nucleus
Molecular function (GO): metal ion binding
Source: RefSeq, a predicted model, not a curated record
AUCCGAAAACGCCUGUCAUCGUCGCUAUUCGAUGACGAAAAUUUCAGUUGUAAACAUGGAGGAGAGAGAAGCACUGAAGAGGCAAAUUGAUCUUUUACAAAAUCUCAUCAAUAAACACAAGAGUGUCCAUGGCGACACCCCGUUCACAAGAGUCGGGCAGAGGCCUCCAGAAGCCUCGACAUACGCCAGAGGCAGGGGUCACAGCGCAUCUGUCAUUCACCCUCACAGCUUCAGGGGGAAAACGUAUGUCCCUCAGAGCCGUGGAAGUUGGAGGAAGGCGUACUCUCUAAGAAACAAGAACCCUGAGUCCUCUGUUGGACAACCGUUAGCUUCUACCUCCUCCUCCUCCUCCGUGCAUCAGUCUAGUCCCCGAGCUUUAUCUCACAGCACGACACUGCCUAGCAACAGCAGAGGAGAGGACACUGAUAGAACCAAAACUGCCACUUUAUCAUCAGGGAUUACCGAACAGAAGAAAGAUGGACAUAUGAGUAGCAUCACAGGGGUUAGGGGAGUUGCAACAGAGAAGAAAGCCAUACAUACUUUUAGAAAAACGGUGGCAGCUGUGUCUCAGCUGGAGGAUGGACAAAAAAGUUCAAGCUCCACAGGUAGAGGACAUGAAGAGCAGCAGCAGAAGGCUGAAGGCAGGUGUGUAGUCCUGCCAGGAAAGAUAGCAUGUAGUUCUUCAGAAGCACCUUCUUCAAUCAAGGCCAACACUACCACUACCAGUUUACAGAACAUCUCCCAGUUACACAUCAAACCUUCUAUGACAAGCAAAACCAGCACCGAGACUAAACAAACUAUUCCAACCACAACUUCAGCAACACCUCCUCACUCUGCUCUGUCUAAGUUGUCAAAACAACCUACCGUUAACCUUCCCACAUCUCAGACCAGCCAGGCCCAAGUUAGCGCACCUUUUUUGAAAAAAUCCAAGUUCACCUGGGUAAAGAACCAGAGUACAGGAGGAGGAGAGCCCAGACAAGGUAGCUCCAUUUCCUCACCCGCAGGCAAAGUUGUGACUGUUGCCCCAGUGUUGGGAUCAAAAGGUGGAGCUGCCAGUGAAAGCUCUCCUAUAGCUGCAGUUAGUAAGAGAACCCCUGCCAAAAAAUUACCUCGAAAGCUUAGUCCGGUUAUUGUAGCUCCUAAAACCUCUAAGUAUAAAUGGGUCUCCUCAUCUGCUGGAGCCCAGGCUAAGACGUCCAGAAAACCGCUAUCCCCAAAAGCCCUGACUCUUCCUCAGAAAGUUGUGGAGAAAGGAGAUGCUGCAAAGAAGCUCAAACCAGGCUCCACUCCCCCUGUAAAAUUGAAAAAGGGAUUUUCCUCCACCACCGGCUCCUCGCUCAGUAACCGUUACCGCUGGAAGGCUGGUGGUCAGAGGACCACUGCAGCAGUGACGGGAGGGGCAGCGGUGGCCCGUCGUAGAUCUGCCUUCCACUGGACCUCAGAGAAAAGCAACAAAGGAGUGAGAGGAGCUCUUGUAGUUUCUCCAACUUUACCCCAACGUGCCUCCUUCCCAUCCUCCUCCCCUGGUGGAUUCAAGCUCCGCAGCAGGAUGAAAAUCAUAAGGAGGUCCGCUAGCAGUGGAAGUGGGUCAGAGAAGGGGAGCAGCCCGUCAGCAGUAAAGCUCUCCCCUCGGGGCCGGAUACACACCUUGACCAGGACACCUAUAGGAGUUAGGAGGACACCCUCCAGGGAGCUCGUGUCUUUUGGUAGACACAAGUUGAGGCGGCUCUCUCCUACCUUAUCAAGGACAGGUCCCGCCGCUUCCUCCCACCGUAGCCCCGCCUCCCAGCGGGUGUUCAGGACCCGCUACAAGAUGGUGACCCGGCCGGGCUCCGGCGUGGCACACACCCUCCAUUACAACCCCGCCCUCUCCUGGAGAGCCAAGAGGAUCCAGUCUGCCAGGAGUUUCCUCCAGAGCCGUCGGAGGGCUCCCCACGACAGACACCCGUCAUCCACUCAGCACUGGAGAGGAACCGGCAUGUGCUGGAUACGUGGUUCCCUGUACCGAGUGUCAGCCAAUAAGCUGUCCCGCACGGUGGCGUCCAACAUGUCGAUCAAUCGAACAGGAAGAAGUUUCAGCCUUUCCAACGUCUCACCUGUGAAUCCUGCUUUGAAUCGGCCCUUUAGCACUCGUCAUCUGGCCAGCCGUGCAGUCCAGCGGAGUCUCGCCAUCAUCAGACACGCUCGUCAGAAGAAGCAGCCGAGGCAGUACUGCAUGUACUACAACCGCUUUGGCAAGUGCAACCGUGGCAGCAGCUGUCCCUACAUCCAUGACCCGGACAAGGUGGCUGUUUGCACCAGGUUUCUGCGAGGGACGUGCAAGCAGGCAGACGGGACCUGCCCAUUCUCCCAUAAGGUGGCCAAGGAGAAGAUGCCAGUGUGCUCCUACUUCCUGAAGGGAAUCUGUAACAACAGUGACUGUCCCUACAGUCAUGUCUACGUGUCCCGCAAGGCUGAAGUGUGUGAGGACUUUGUUAAAGGUUACUGUCCUCAAGGAGAGAAGUGUAAGAAGAAACACACUCUGGUGUGUCCAGACUUCUCUAAGACCGGUUCCUGCCCACGAGGAACCCGCUGUAAGCUGCAGCAUCGCCAACGAGCCAAACGAGGCGCCAACACCCUCACCAGCCCCGCCAGGAGAGCCCGCAGCAAGGAGCCCUCCAAGAGGCCACGCUUGUCUGUGGUCAUACCGCAGGGCUCUCAGGCAGCUCCAGGUACGCCCGCCGCGGGCUCUCUGGAGCUGCCGUCCUUUAUCUCCCUCUCCAGCUCCCCAGAGGAGGCAGACGCACCGGACACGCUACCAGCCGACACCUCGCAGGUCAAAGAGAAAAAACUGCAGAUCAAGCCUCGGCUGUGAGACUACAAAGACCAGCAGCACUAGAGGUGGAAAAACACUUCCAUGUGCCGUUUCUGAGCUCCAGGUUUGUCCUGACAGGUGUAUCUGAAUUACUUCACUCAGGGCGUGACAUUUUUUAUCUUCUGUAUCUAUAAAUCAGUUUCACAUAUCACUCUGUGUGUUUACAAGACAGGUUUUUCCUUCAUCAGGUUUUGUAAAUUUUAAAAACAACAAUAAAGAAUCUCUUCCAGUG